Brugia malayi is the source of this 2493-nucleotide messenger RNA. It is a transcript of the gene Bma-hgrs-1, whose product is annotated as VHS domain containing protein. Gene Ontology annotation, molecular function: ubiquitin binding; phosphatidylinositol binding; metal ion binding. The transcript has 17 exons. The coding region runs from base 1 to 2493 and encodes 830 amino acids. NCBI's taxonomy places the organism in Eukaryota, Metazoa, Nematoda, Chromadorea, Rhabditida, Onchocercidae. The record is from RefSeq and is a predicted model, not a curated record.
AUGGCAAAACGUUUUGAACGUCAAUUGGAUAAAGCCACCGAUUCGACGCUUAUUGACCCAAACUGGGAUGCCAUUAUUGAAUGUGUUGAUUUAAUACGUGGAGGAGAAGUGCCCGUAAAAGCCGCCGCAGCUGCAAUUAGGAAGAGGUACCAUAACGAAAAUCCGCAUGUGGCUCAUCAUGCAUUAUUAGUCUUGGAAGCAUGCAUGAAAAACUGUGGUGUCAAGUUUCAUGCUGAAAUUGCAACAAGGGAUUUUAUGGAAGAUUUGAAGAAUCUCUCACUAGAUACAACACCAGAUAAGGUUAAGAACAAAAUACUGGAAUUGCUUCAGUGUUGGGCUUUGGCUUUCAAAAAUAAACCAGAAUAUAAAAUUGUAGUUGACACCCAUAAUUUAAUGAAACUAGCGGGUUUUGAUUUUCCGCAUGUUGCGGAAGCAGAUGCGAUGUUUAUUGCGGAAAGUGCACCAGAAUGGGCAGAUGGAGAGGAGUGUUUCAGAUGUCGAACAGCUUUUGGAAUCAUUACACGUAAACAUCAUUGCCGUGCUUGUGGACAAAUAUUUUGCGACAGGUGCAGCAGUAAACAAAGUUUUUUACCUCAGUAUGGUAUCGAAAAGCAGGUAAGAGUUUGUGAUGGAUGCUAUGAGAAGACAGCAACGAAAAAAACUGAUGUCAGUUGUUCGCAAAGUUUGGUACCGCUGUCAUCCAAAGUUGAUAAAUCAUCUGUUGAUGCGCAGAAAACAGCUGAACAGCGGGCUCGUGAAUUAAAGCAGGCUGAAGAAGAUGAAAUUAACUUGGCUAUUGCACUGAGUCAAUCAGAAGCAGAGGCACAGGAACGUGAAAGACAGAGGCGUCUUUAUGAAUUGUAUAAUGGUACUGAUAAUCUAAAUGAUGUUAAAUCUAAUGGAACUGCUGAUAAUGGAGAGCUGAAUAAAUCGGUUUAUAAAGGAGCAGCGCCCUCUAUUGGGGGCGACACACCAAUAUCGUCAGGUGCUGCUUAUGUAGAUCCAGAAUUGGCGAGGUAUUUAAAUCGGGACUAUUGGCAACAGAGAAAAAAUGAACAACUAAAUGCGGUGUCCACCAAUGACUGUCAUCAGAAAGUAUCAACACCAACUGCACCACCACCGAGUGAGUCAUCGCGUUGUGCACCUAGUCAUGAUCGUGAUGGUACUGUUUCAUUUGCUGCACCUUCAUUUGCUUCAACCACAAAACAGCUGGAAAGUGAUACUACCGCUGCAUCUCAUUUUAUUAGUGCUGAAGAAGAAGAAACAGCAGAAACAAUGGAAUUUUGUCGGCAGCUAGUGGAACAGGUUACUGUUAUGGAUAAUCGAAUUCGUUCCAACGUUGCCCGAAACCGUUCUGUUGUCAACGAUACUGCAAUACAGUCGUUGUUUAUACGCUUGACUGAAAUGCAUGCCCAAGUAAUGGCACGCAUGAAUAAACUAGAAGAUCAAAGAAAUCAUUUUGAAUCUCUUCAAGAUAGUUUAGCUCAUAUCCAGGAAGCUAGACAAGCCAUAGAUGCUCUAAGGGAGGACCAUGAACGCCAAAAGCAGGCAAGAAUUAUGGAAGAACAGCGCCUGAAACAGAUACAAAUGCAACAGAAGGUGGAUUUAAUGAGGCAAAAGAAACAUGAGAUGAUACUGCAUCAACGCCAAUUGGCACUUUUGCGUUUCCAGCAGCAGGAACGGGAAAUGCAAAUGAAACGGAUGCAAAUGAUGAGACAAACUGCUCAAAUGAAUCCUGCUGGUCAGCUUGCGGAAAUACAUUAUAAUCAAAUGGUUACUGAGCCUAAUCAAGUUGUCAUGCAAGGGAGUGGUGUUCCCCCUGGUUAUCCGCCGACCGCCUAUGUAGAUCAAGCACAAUUAAGUUAUGGCUUGCCAAUAACAGCGGCGGCACAGAGUUAUCCAUCUGGUGCACACAUGGUGCAGGAUAAUAUCACAGCUGCAACAGUUAAGCAGGGUUCGAACAUUGCAAAUUAUGCAUCAAUUCAUCCGUAUGCUGACCAGGGUUCGCUAGGUGUGCAGCGACUACAAGAGCAACAACAAUCGGAUAUAUCAACAUCGAAUUAUCAGUUGAAUGCAGCUCAGUAUUCAUCACAACUUGCAGCCAAUAAUACGCCAACUUACAGUGUUGCUUCGCAGUCUUCCGUUUCACGAGCUUAUCCCAUAUAUCAGCAGCAGUUGGAACCUGCUGUUACACUUCCAGGUGGGCAACAGCAGCAGCAAAUUCAGGCUACCGCAGCUAAUAUUGGACUUCAAAAACUUACUCCUCAGGAGCAGCACAAGCCUAGUUUUAUACCAUCAACGACAGUGCCAGCAACUCUAAAUCAACAUAAUCGGAUAAUACAGCCUUUUUCACCGUAUUCUUUGUCAAAUGAGAUGAUAUUGGAGCAACCUGUCCAAAACAUUCAAUAUUCAAUGCAGCCUCAAACAAAUGGAGAACCGCAAUCGCAGCCAACAACGCAGCCAGCCGAAGAACUUCUUAUUUCAUUCGACUGA